This is a messenger RNA of Chlorocebus sabaeus (green monkey), 4830 nucleotides long. It is a transcript of the gene CCNL2, whose product is annotated as cyclin L2. Gene Ontology annotation, molecular function: cyclin-dependent protein serine/threonine kinase regulator activity. The record is from RefSeq and is a predicted model, not a curated record. Lineage: Eukaryota; Metazoa; Chordata; Mammalia; Primates; Cercopithecidae. Gene Ontology annotation, biological process: regulation of transcription by RNA polymerase II.
GGGGGUCCCUACCUGGGCUCCCCUCAAGGGCUGCGUGCACAGUGCCCACUUUCCAGUUCCCUGACCCACCCUGAGUCCCUACUCCAUUCCGCUCAGGGCUGACCUCAGCCCUGUCUUCCCCGGCCUCCAGUGUUCUUACGUCCAGCAGGGCCCUGUGGCUCAGUUCAGCCGCCACUCAGAACAGCACCUUCAGCUUCCCUGUCCGCCAGAUUCAGCACCCAGCAGGGACUGGAGGAAACGCUCACAUCGGGUGGUGGCCUGGUCCCCGCUGGCUGAACUGGCUUUUCAGGCAUCUCCAGGAAGCAACAUCCAACAGACAACUAUCCCUUAACCCCAAGGGUGAUGCACACUUCUCCCCUGGUCUUUCUGCCCCAGGAAGGCUCUUGAAACCCUGGUUAUCAGCCGCUGUCUACCUGCUGAUGCCCCCCCACAUUUACCUAGCAGUGCACAGACCCCUGCUGCAACCUGCUUGUUUUGCUGACCCUGCCAUAGGAGCGCCUAAGCUGAAUGCCCAUCUUCCCCCCUGCAAAGGCAGGUGGCUUGCAUCCUGUGGCAAUGUGCCCUUCACCCUUUGCCAGCAGUUGCUGGGGAGUCUUUCUGGCCCCUUUCUCAGACUCACCACCUACCUCCAACCUGCACAGAACAAUCAGAGUCCUGGCCACUUGCUAGAGAUGGCUUCAGGCCGACCACUCCAUCCUCACUGCAGGCCUUCUUUUUGGCUUCCAUAACUGCAUGGCCCCUUAAGAGGUCCCCCUCCUGGCCCUUGUCACUGCCUGAUGACAGCCGCUAUGCUCUAUGACUUUGGAGGCCAGGGACCAAGUCUCGUUCACUGUCCUUUCCACUGCCUGAGUGCAGUGUCUGGCUAUGCGGGGCACUCAGUGCCUGUGAGCCCUUGGUAAAUGGCUUCUGGACAACGGGGUCAAGGACAGCCUUGGGCGGCCACGUUCUGUGCAUUAUGCGGUGCUGUGGCAAAGCUGCCUUUUCUGCAUUUCAUGUCAGUGAAGGAAGACAUGGAUGCGCAGAGCCCUGUGGGUUGCUCCCAGCACUCAUUUGGUUUGUACCAUAGUCCUGUUUCCAGGCAGCCCCGGGGUCUGCCCCUGAUUGGCUGGAGGCACCACCAACCUCCCAGUCCUCGGGCAGUCACAGCUCAGGGCAAGCAGCACCAAUGAGAAACCAGCUGUGUAGAAGAGGAAACUCCUUCUUUACUGGAGAGCUUGCAGUUGUAACAGACAAGACAUCCCUGAGCUGCCAGCCUGGGGAAAGAGGACAUGAGUAAAGCUGUAACCACACCGUGUUGCCCAUAGCAGGCGGUGAGGAGAGUGGGUCUUAGUUGGCACUGUUUGAGCUGCAGUAUCAAUCAUGGCAGAGCUAGUGGACAGCUGGACCUGGGGGUAGCGGUGAAGAGCAAUGGUGGCCUCUGGAUUUGAGCCCGUUUGAGCUAGGCAGUCACUGGCAGCUCGGUGUGUGAACCUGCAACCACUCAGGCCUCUGCUGCCCUUCCCUCUUCUCACUGCUUCACCCUUCCCCUGCCCCACGCAGGCUUCCCCACUAUCCUCACCCGUGGUCCUGCACUAGUCCUGGCAAAGGUUCCGGUAACUGUAGCAACAGAUACCUACUGCCCCUCCUGCACAGCUGUGGUCGAUCAGCGAUGUUAAGACGUUACAAACGCAAGAACCCCCUCACUGUCUCCCUGGCGUUUGUGGGGUAGCUCCUUCACACGUACAGCACCGGACCUCCCUCCCCCGACUCCUUCCGGGGCCUGAACCUUGAGGUACUUAGGCCUCCCAAUGCUGGAGGGGCUCUGUAGAGGCGUCGAGGCCACGUUUCCAGUCCCCCCUCCACCCGUGUCUCCCCAGGGGCUGAGUUUUGAAGGCAAGACUUUGCGGGAGUCUGGCGUUAAUACGCAUCCCAAAAACCUGGAGUCAAUAAGGACUGAAGACACGACGCCGACGGCGGCCGGGUGACUCCGGGCACGCGCGUCUCAUCCAGGGCAAGGCCAAGCGGAGCCUCUGACCCUGCCCGCGCCCAGGGAACAGCAGUGGGCGGUCGUCCCGCCCCAGAUCCGACCGAGAUGGACCCCCUUGACCCACAGGCGUUUUGAGACGCGAGCUUCCGCGAUCCGAGGUCUCUGUGCGAACGUGGGCAUCUUGGAAGAGUCCCAGCCCCGCUCGGGGCGCACACACAAGCACUCUCAGCACCGCACCCGCGACCCGCGCCUCCGCUCGGGACAGACACGCUUCCGGGGUCGGCCGGCACCGCAGAGCCUGCUGGGUAACGAGCCCGCCCCACCCACGCCAGGUUCCGGCGUCGGCGUUUGGCGCGUUGCUGACGGGCAGGUUGCGUAGCCAAUUGCCGCUAGGCGGCGUCCCGCUGGUCGCGGGCCGAACCAAUGACACGCGAAGAGGCGGGCCGUGGAGCGUCCCGAGGAGCCGCCCUGCGGGAAGAAGCCGAAGGGGAGUCGGCGGCACAAAAUGGCGGCGGCGGCGGCGGCGGCGGCGGCUGGGGCUGCAGGGUCGGCCGCUCCCGCAGCAGCAGCGGCCGGCGCCCCGGGCUCUGGGGGCGCGCCCUCGGGGUCGCAGGGGGUGCUGAUCGGGGACAGGCUGUACUCUGGGGUGCUCAUCACCUUGGAGAACUGCCUCCUGCCUGACGACAAGCUCCGUUUCACGCCGUCCAUGUCGAGUGGCCUCGACACCGACACAGAGACUGACCUCCGCGUGGUGGGCUGCGAGCUCAUCCAGGCGGCCGGCAUCCUGCUCCGCCUGCCGCAGGUGGCCAUGGCUACCGGGCAGGUGUUGUUCCAGCGGUUCUUUUAUACCAAGUCCUUCGUGAAGCACUCCAUGGAGCAUGUAUCAAUGGCCUGUGUCCACCUGGCUUCCAAGAUAGAAGAGGCUCCAAGACGCAUACGGGACGUCAUCAAUGUGUUUCACCGCCUUCGACAGCUGAGAGAGAAAAAGAAGCCCGUGCCUCUACUAUUGGAUCAAGAUUAUGUUAAUUUAAAGAACCAAAUUAUAAAGGCGGAAAGACGAGUUCUCAAAGAGCUGGGUUUCUGCGUCCAUGUGAAGCAUCCUCAUAAGAUAAUCGUUAUGUACCUUCAGGUGUUAGAGUGUGAGCGUAACCAACACCUGGUCCAGACCUCAUGGGUAGCCUCUGAGGGUAAGUGACUAAGACUUCUCCUCUGCUGUCCAAGCGCUUUGGUGCAGGGACAGCGGCGUCUUCAGCCAAUCCAGUGCAGGCUCUCCACCGAAGGCUGGCUCUAGACUGGUGGUACGCACAUAGCAUAGCCAUGGCCGACUCCUGCUGUGGUUCUCUGACGAUUGUGCUUCUUGUUAAUCCUCUGUCGUGCUUUGGUAAUUGUAUUGAUUAGAGUUGAUAACUGUCUUGACUUGAAUUUUGUCCCUUUAAAACUGCUGUACCUGUAUGAUAAAGAUGCAGUACCUUUCUCUUAAAAAAAACAAAUGGUAUGGAAAGCUGUGAGAAUUGAAAAGACAAAUUGGCUGAUGUCAGUGUGGGGUUAUGUCAUGAUUUCUAGAAGCCCUAAAGUUGCUCUUUUCAGCAGCUUUGGGUGACACGCUCUGGUAAAAGGUGUGCAUCUUUAAAUUAUUUCAUGGAUACUUUAAAAAAUAUUGUAUCAUUUCAAAUACAGCAAUAAGUUUCUAUGUUCUCAAGAUUUCAUUUGUUUUUAAGAAUUUAAAGUUCUUGGAUUAAUACUAUCAGUACUUGAAUACUGAAAGUUGUUGAUUAGAAACCGAAUGGUUACUGAUUGUUGAGUGUAUCUGUGUUAGAGCUGUGCACUGACAUGCUUGCAUCAGGGGGUGCGGCCACACAGACGCCACACAGAUUCCCCCGUGAUGCCUGGAGCUGCCUCCAGAGACUUACCAUUUAGAAAUCUCUGAUGGGUUUGUAUGUUACCUUCUCCAAGGUUUGUUUAGGGCAGAUACUGGGGGAGGGCCAUGGGUCGGAUUCCUGCACGACCCGCCUGUCUGCUGGUGCAGCCCCGCUCCAGGGCUCACCACUAUUGGGGUGUGUGAGGAGCAGUAAAUAUAAAACCAGUUCACCUGUCCUCACGGAAUUACCCUUUUUGUUUUUGCAGUAUUCAUAAAGCUAGUAUAAGGUCUGGUUUUAGUCUAUUAAAUCUUAGAUAUCUGAAGGAAAAUGCGAAAAAGGUAGCCAGUUUUUAAAUGUUUUAACUUUUAAAAAAUGUAAAUUUUUGUACUUUUAUAGCUUCUAAACAUGAAAUUUAAAGAAUGUACUGUGAUGAAAUGUUCAAUAUCAUGUUGCUUCUCAGUAUUGUGUUGCUUCUGAUUCUAUGAAUGUUCAUUUUAAGACUCCUUGUUGAAAUGGGACAGUUGGCAGCGGCUCUGGUGAGCCUGAGAAGAGGCCUGCCCUUGGGUGCGGAGCCUCCCUCCGCACGACGCUCCCACGCGUCCAGCUUGCACCCGAGGGGCAUUUCCCUCUUCCAAGUGGACUCCUUCAAGGAAGCUGCAGCUCGGUCAGCAGAGAAGGGGCCUGGCGCCAGCGCCCUGGAGGAAGAGGAAGAGGAGCGCAGGAGGAUGGCUUGUCUCGCAGCAGCCACGCCGGCUUCGUGCUCAGCCGGUUCAUUUGAGUUUGCAUGCUUCUCUGCACUAUGGAUUUUGAGCAUUGAGAUUCCUUUAAUCGAAAGCGUUUUAGUGGCUCCAGUAGACAUUUUCUUUCUGAGGCAUCGUGCUUUGCAUGAGAGCAGGCCAAGGUUGAGGGGAAAAGUAAAGUUAAAGUUGGUUCUCUUUCAUAGCAACACGUAUUGUCUGACAUUCAGCCAGCUUUUUUUUUCUAAUAAUUUCUGUGCCUUCCUGU